Messenger RNA from Linum trigynum, 4194 nucleotides. The record is from the annotation of a GenBank genome assembly. Lineage: Eukaryota; Viridiplantae; Streptophyta; Magnoliopsida; Malpighiales; Linaceae.
UCCCAUAUUGGAUCAUCGCCCGUGAAGCCCGCAGCAAAGCCCAAUGGUUUUUAAGAGUCUAAGACUCUUGAACCCAUGGUUGUCACAUUGAGCAUUUGCCGGUAGUGAAUAAGAAUUCCAGCAACCAACGCUAUUUGGCUCCGGAAGAUGCGUCCAUGCCUUGGGAUUAGGGGUGGGCAUUCGGCCGGUUCCGUUCAAACCGAACCGAACAGAUCUAUACCGGGGUCCUAAUUCUAGUUAUAACCCAAACCAAUUCCGAACCGAAUUAUAAUUUGGUUCGGUUCGGUUUUUUCUCCAAACCCGAAAAUAAAAGCUGUUUCCGUUUUGGCCACUUGACUCCUGCGUUUUGUGGACACCUAUUUGGAAAAAAUGACAACUCUCUCGGCCUAUCUUCAUAUUUCUCCCCUUGACUCCUCAGAUGCAAUCUCCUCUCUCUGUCUCUCUCUCUCUCUCUCUCUCUCUCCAACCAACAAACGAUGUAGCGACGACGAGCACAAGGUAGAAAUCGAAGCAGAGCACACCCGAGCUGCACGACGACGGACGAUAGAGAUCUCUCCUCCUUCUCCGGUCUCGAAGCGGCGUAGAUCAUUAAGAGUUCAAAAAGGAAGAAAGUAAAUUGGCGGACCACGAAAGUCGGCAACGACGAUUGAAGACAGCGAUGGUGACAACUUUGGCGGACGACGAUGAAGGUUCGUAUGGCUUUAGAUCUAAGCAUGCAUGUCAUUUUUUUGGCAUACUUUUAUCUCUUUCGAGGCUCGAGCUUCAAAUCUUCAAUAGCAUCGUCUUAGUCUCUGUUUCUAUUUUCAAUUCAGGACUUCAGGUGGAGAAGAGGGUGUUGCGGCGGGGAAGAGAAAGCGGCGAAAAAAGGUCAAUCCCGGCGGACGGCGGCGAAGGAUGGCGGUGAAAGAUUGAUGUUGUCGAUCGUUCGAAUUGAAAGGAUGAUGGAUAGCUGGUGUGUGGUGGCUGCCCCUGCCCCCUGCGCUGCUUGUGAGAGAUGAGAAGAGAGUUGCAGCUGUUGCCUCUCUCGUUCAAUUCAUUAGGUUUAGGGUUGAGUGUUUGGUUAUUUGGGCUGGGGGGUGAGUUGAGUGUUUGGAUUUUAUUUGGGCUGGGGUGAGUUGAGUUUAUUUGGGCUGGGGGUGAGUUGAGAUUGAGCCAAAUCCAUACUUUUUCGGUUUUUCGGUUCGAAGUUCGGAACGUCGGUUCGGUUGGAAGAACCCUGGUUUCUAAAUUAGGGUAAUUUCUCUUCCGAAUUCUGAACUGAAUAACACAAUUUCGGUUUUGGUUCGGUUCAAAUUUGGUCCGGUCCGGUUCGGUUCGGGUUUACCGAACUGGAUGCACACCCCUACUUGGGAUUAGACAGCGAGAGUGAUAGGAAGGUCAAGUAUGGCGAAGAUGAGGCUGCUACAGCUCUUGUAGCCUUUUGACAUGUACCCAGUUGGCCAACACUUCUGUCCGUCCCGCAUUACCAAUCCCAAGAUUUUUCAAUUCCUAGAUAAUAGGCGGAAGGUCCACAAAGAAGCUGUGAACUUCUGUCAGAGCAUUUUACAGAGGAAGGCAGUUGAUUGGGAACCGGUUUUACGUGCUAACCUGUCUCAACUAAUUCAUAAUUUUGAUUUUGUUGUUACUGUUGGUGGUGAUGGCACUCUUCUGAAAGCAAGUCAUUUCAUGGGCGAUUCAAUUCCUGUUCUUGGAGUGAACUCAGACCCAACUAAAGUUGAAGAGGUUGAGGAAUUUGAUGACGAUUUUGAUGCUACCAGGAGCACUGGCUACCUGUGUGCGGCAACUAUGAAUAACUUUGAACAGGUUCUAGAUGAUAUCCUAGACGGUCGUAAACAGCCUUCCGAAUUGUUGAGGAUGUCGAUACGAGUAAACUCACAGCUGUUAUCAACGUUUGCCCUUAACGACAUAUUGGUAGCACACCCAUGCCCUGCAACAGUCUCUCGAUUUUCAUUUAGGAUUACAAGGGGUGACAAAUCAAGUACGCCACUAGUGCACUGUAGAUCAAGUGGCAUCAGAGUCUCAACUGCUGCCGGUUCAACAGCUGCAAUGCUCUCAGCAGGUGGGUUCGGGAUGCCGAUCUUAUCGCAAGACCUCCAAUACAUGGUUCGAGAACCCAUUUCACCUGCAACUGCUGUUUCUAGCUUGAUGAUGCAUGGGACUAUGAAGCCAGACGAGGCCAUGGAGAUGACUUGGUCCUCAGAGAAGGGAUUUCUAUACAUUGACGGUUCCAACGUUGUGCAUAGUAUUCAGUAUGGAGACACAAUUCAAACGUCUGCUGCAGCCCCUCAUUUGAAAGUUUUCUUGCCCAACAGGCUGGAGUCCUCAUGAACAAUUCAGACUAGAACCACUAAUGUAAAUAAGAAAGCAAAGGUCUGCAACAUGUUCUUGUUCUGGUUGUACACCUGUAAAGUUACCGAGGCAAUUCCCUAACUUCAUCAACGGGUUGCUCGGUGCUCCAAAUGGUAGGUUAGAAGCUUCAGCAGCUUUUCUGUUCCCAGAAUAAGGUCUGGCUGUUUGUUUGAGUAGUGUGCUACAGAAGUGCUGAGAUGUCAAAAUCAGAAUUCUCAGAGUUCUGCCUUGGUUGCCAUAUCUGCUUCCCGGGCCCUGGAUUUGCAGGACUUGCAACUGCCCAACCUGCAUCAAGUGCUGUCAAAUGGUUUUGGAAAUACUUUGUUGAAAGUUGGCAUUAGAAUUUGGCCUCCCCUUUAUUUGAUUUCAGCUAGAGGUGGGCAAUGGGAUGGAACGGGAUAACCCGUCCCGUUUGAAACGGGUACCCGGUCCCAUUUUGAGAGCAAUUUUUAUCUCAUGUCCCAAACCCGUACGGGUUAACGAGUACUCAUUACUCGUACGAGACGGAUAACAGGUACCCAUACUACCCGUACAAUUGGCGACAGUUAGGAGUAGCACCGUUGACUGCGUGCAAAAACAAUUGUGCUAUCGUUACGUACGAAAUGCUGCCAAGCAAACUUGAUCUAGAUAAAAGGAGACGCUGCAAAUGAAAAAUGAAGCAAGUGUUCUUAUCUUACUGAUGCUUUAUCCAUGAAAUUACCAGAGUUGAGAGAGAUUUGUGGUAAGAGUCAGUCUCGGACACUUCUGAUACGCAAUUAUAUUUUGUUCACUUCUGCUCAAUUCAACUUUGCCAUUUCUGAUGUACUCGAUUCAUUUAACUUUGGCAUAAUAAUUGGUAUAACGGGUAUCCGUAACAUCCAAACGGGUAUUAACGGAUAACCGCGGGUAUUUAAAGUAGUCAUUCUUGAUCUUAAGUCCCAUCCCGUAAAAACAUUUACGGGUAUUUGGGUACCCGUAACCCUCAAAAAAUGGGAUCGGUAUGGGUAUACCCAAAUACUCAUUUCCCGUUGCACACCCCUAAUUUCAGCAAUGGCACAAACUGAUUCACUGUCUAAACCUUGAAGAUCUGUUUGGGUGCUACUCAUUCUUCUUUGUGCCACCAGCAGUACGACUCCAGGAAGAGAAAAUAUUGGCUUUUCAUCAACCGCUCCAUCAAAGGCCAUAUCUCAACCAAAAAUUUCGGGGGCGUGAAAAUAAGAUCUGCUCCCUAAUUAUGCCCCUACCAACCCGACAACAAUAGUACUGGGUAAAAAAAAAAAAAAAGAAAUAGGAACUUAGUUCUCUUGAAAUAUAGAGUAGUAUACAACGCAACAGGCAGUGGGCACCAUUAACUGGGAGAAUCAACAUAGAGGCUUGCUGUGGAUUGUCAGAAUUCUAAUUUCUGCGUCGGUGGGGGGUUUCGACUCAAAUUCCACCGUGGUUUAUGUAUACCCAAACAGGAGAAUUGAGUCCAACUACUGCAUUUUGAGAAAACUAACCCCAAUUACCACAGCUAAACAGCCCCUUAGUACUGAGAGUGACAGUCAAAAUGAGACCUCCACAGGACUGCAUGCAUUAAUAGUAAAAAAACAGGAAUGCAGUGUGAAAUACAAGAGGCUAAUAAAAAAUAAGAGAGAGCCAUAACCCCAUUCAUUAAGCAAUUAACAGUAUCCCUUACAGUUGAAACAUGCAACAUUAACAAUACAAGCCAUCAACAUAUAUAUGGUAGCGUAUUCGGUGCACCCACUUAUUUUGGGUGCAUUCAAUGCACUCGCCUCAUAACCAUCAUUCCGAGAAGGCGAUUCAUUUGAAAAUGAUAUUAGUCAACACUUGUAGUUUGAUGAACAAGAAACACAUGAAUUUGUA